Messenger RNA from Rotaria sp. Silwood2, 1767 nucleotides. Lineage: Eukaryota; Metazoa; Rotifera; Eurotatoria; Philodinida; Philodinidae. The record is from the annotation of a GenBank genome assembly.
AUGUCAAAAACUAGUGGUAAAAAUUCAUCGAUUCGCUUGAAACGCGAUCAUCCAAAUAGUUCAUUUGAAGAACCUAAUUCAUCAACAAAAUCUCCGUCACCACCAAUAAAAAAAUUAAAACAUCAACAUAAUAAUAAUACAACAGAUCCAAUGGAUAAAGAAACACGUAAUCGAUAUUCAAAUGGUUCAUCAUCUUUUAUAUCAUCAAAUUCAACUAAAAAACUUAUUAUUAAAAAUUUAAAAACUUCAUCUCUUGUAUUACCAUCAGAUUAUUUUGAUAAAAUAUGGCCAUUACUUAAACAAGCAUUAGAAGCUAUACUUAAUGGUACAACAAGUCCAACAAAUGAAGAACAACUUUAUCGUCAUAUUGAUCAUUUAUGUACAACAUCAACAAAUGAUACAAAUACUUCUCCACCAACUCUUCUCUAUGAUAAUUUAAGAAAAGUACUUGAUGAACAUAUACAAACAUUUUUACCGAUUUUACUAAGUGAAACAAAUGACAGUAAUGAUUAUCUUCGUGUACUGAAUUCAAUUUGGAAUGAUCAUAUUAUACGAGCAAGUCUCAUUCGCCAAUUAUUUAUUGUUCUUGAUCGAACUUAUGUUUUACAUGCAGCUGUACCAAGUAUAUGGGAACUUAAUCAAGAUUUAUUUCGUCGUUAUAUUAUGCAAAAUUCAAUUAUUUCAAAUAGAUGUAUCAAUGGUAUUCUUAAAUUAAUUGAACAAGAAAGACGAGGCGAAACAAUUGAUAGAAAUUUAGUAAAAAAUCUUAUUCGUAUGUUAAUUGAUCUUCAUCUUUAUCGAAAAGAUUUUGAACCAUCAUUUUUACAAUCAACUGAAGAACUUUAUCAUAAUGAAGGUCGUCAUUUAAUUCAAAAAUUAGAAAUUAGUCAAUAUCUUAUGCAUGUUGAACGUCGUCUUCGUGAAGAACAAGCACGACUAAUAAAUUAUAUUGAUCAAUCAACAAAAGUUCAACUUAUUCAUACAGUUGAAAAUAAUUUAAUUACACUUCAUAUUAAAAAUAUACUUUCAAAAGGUUUUGAUACACUUGUUAAUGAAAAUCGUUAUACAUCAAUUGCAUUAAUGUAUGAUUUAUUUCUACGAAUUGGUCCAGUCGGUAUUAAUGAUCUUCGUGAAGCAUUUGGAAAUUUUAUAAAAACAUAUGGUCGUGCACUUAUAAGUGAUGUUGAUAAAGAUGAUAAAAUGGUUGAUGAAUUACUUGAAUUUAAAGAAAAAUUAGAUCGUUUUCUUCAUGAAUGUUUUCAUGAUAAUGAAAAAUUUUCCAAUAUACUCAAAGAUUCAUUUGAACAUUUUAUGAAUCAACGUGCUAAUAAACCAGCUGAAUUAAUUGCUAAAGCUGUUGAUGCAAGAUUACGCUCUGGAAAUAAAGAAGCAUCAGAAGAAGAAUUAGAAAAAAUUCUUGAUAAAUUACUUAUUUUAUUUCGUUUUAUUCAUGGAAAAGAUGUAUUUGAAGCAUUUUAUAAAAAAGAUUUAGCAAAACGUUUAUUAGUUGGAAAAAGUGCAUCUGUUGAUGCUGAAAAAUCUAUGUUACUUAAACUUAAACAAGAAUGUGGAAAUGUAUUUACAAGUAAACUUGAAGGCAUGUUUAAAGAUAUGGAACUAUCAAAAGAUAUUAUGACAGCAUUCGAACAACAUAUGCAUAAUCGUGAAGUUCCUGGAAAUAUAAGUAUGUUUGUUUCUGUAUUAACAAUGGGUUUUUGGCCAACAUAUCAACCAGUUAGUGCUAUUUUAAGAUGUGAAGUNCUUUAA